UCAUAAUUUUAUAACCCUUGUUUUGACUUACUUAUUUAUUAAAAUAUUUUCUUGUUUUUAUAAAAUAUUAACUCUAAUGAAUUGAAAUAGUCAACUUGCACAUUUUUGACUGAACUUUUUAUUAUUAUUAUUAUUGAGAAUGAAUUUAAAUAAAUGAUUUUUACAUCUUUAAAUUAUUAUUUUCACAUCAAGAAAUUCUACGCCUACGUUUUUGUUAUUUAUUCGGUAAAACUUAUUCGUUUAUCAUGAGUACUUUUGGUGGAAUUGUGGAUGAGUACAAGCUUAUUUCAAUCGACUGUUUUCGGCAGAAAAACUAUGAAUCAUCUACAUAUUUUUUAUCUCAUUGUCACUUAGAUCAUAUGCAUGGCCUACGUGAUGAACAUUUCUGGUUUCUGUUACAAGGAAGGGGUUUCAGCAAAAUUUAUCUUUCGGAGGUCUCUGAACAUCUGUUGAAGAAUGAUUCAAGUUAUAGUCACCUGUCAGAAUAUUUAGUAGGUCUACCAUUAGAACAGCCUAAAUUGAUAUUGAUUCCUGACAUAAAUGGAAUGGAAAAUUCAAGGGUUGUUGUCACUCUACUAACCGCUGGCCAUUGUCCUGGGUCUGUUAUGUUUCUAAUCGAAGGAGAUAAUGGNCAGCGACUUUCGUUCCAGGCGAUGCAUCAGAAAUUUGAUUUAAGCUGUCGAAUAAAGAAGACGAACGAUAUAGCGAUACAAGACACGCAAGAACCUUUACGUUCCGAUGCCAACUCGCGCUGGGGAAGACGAUUUUCUGAUAUUAAAUAUUUCUCCAUUUUCAGUUUGAAACCUCUUGAUUCAUUAUACAUUGACACCACCUUCUGUUCAAGAAGAUACAUGUUUUUCCCCACUCGAGAACAAUGUCUUGAUACCGUUGUACCAUUGGUGAAAACGUGGCUUGAUAAAGGUUCUGAUCACAUAAUUUUUUUCUCCUGUUCAGCUCAGUAUGCAUAUGAGUUUGUGUUUGUAGAGCUAUUUAAAAGAUUUGGGGAAAAGACUCAUGUGUCAGAGGAAAAAUUUAUGAAGUAUAAAGGUGUUAAAAGUAUUGAAGAUGCAGUAACUCAUAUACCUUGGGAUGCAAGAAUACAUGCAUGCGCUUAUAGAAAAGGAGAAUUUAAAGGAAAAGUAUACUCCAAAGAAGCACCUUGUGGAUAUUGUACUGUGGCGGGAGAUUCGAUUAAAGUCAGAAAGAUCAAGCCAAGUGCCAUGUUUUUUAGUAAGGGCGAAAGUUCAAACAUUGCUCAUUAUGAUGCUGUGAAGCAGAUGUACCGCGUUUGCUAUUCUACUCAUUCUUCAUUGACUGAACAAAGAGACAUGGUACAGUACCUGAAACCAAAGAAAGUUUUUCCCAAUGUUGUUAACCAGCCUGAAAAACUUAUCUUACAUUUGCUGCAAGCUCCUCUCUCUUCAGAGUCUAGUGAUAGCGACUCGGAACAGAACAUAUCGCCUUUGGGUCCUCUGAAAAGUCUUGCUGAAGGUGCAGAUCCUAUUAAUAAUACUGACAGCAUUCAUUUUUAUGAUGAGUGUUAUAAAAUUCCUGAGAAUCUAAACAAAGAGGACAUUUUUUUACCAAAGAAAGGGCUUCCAGAGAUGCAGUUCGAUUCUAAAAAAACACAAAACUCUUCAAAGAAUCAUCAAUCCAUCCAAUGUGAAACGUUCAAUCAAUCCAGUGAACAACAUAAUUCUAAUUUAGUAACAAUAACCAGCAAACAAACUAUUUCUAGUUCCUCCCCAUUAAAAUGGAAUUUCCCAUCCUUUUCAUCAGAUGAUGAGAAUUUGGAUCCCAAUUCUUCAUUUAGCAGUACCAAAGACAAAUCUGACUCUGAAAGCAUUAAUUCAAGCUCACAGGAACAAUAUGUAAAAUUAAUUUAUAAUAAAUCUCUAGAAAGAACUCAUUCAAGAAAUCUUACUAUUAUUUCGGAUGGAAAUAUUGAUGAUUCAGCAGCUGCUUGUUUCAGGAAAGAUCAGAAUAAGUCAGAAUUAUCUCCUGUUUCAGUCUUUCAAAAUAAAGUUUUCGGUGAAAUGAUAUCUGAGAAAAAUAGCCAAAGUAACGCACAUUUAGACGUUAGUUUUUCUGACUGUCAGUCUAAUAUUAUUUGUGAACUAACUAUGCAUCCAACCAUGGAAACUGAAGGGAAAAUAUGCUCACAAUUACCUUUACCUGCCUGCUUAGAUAAUGGUGUGUCUAGUAAUUCAGAGUGCGGUCGGGUACAGAAUUCUAAAGCUGAAAACAGUGCAUCUUCAAAGCAGAAACUUCAACACAGUGUCAUUUUAGAGGCAUCUGAUUACAGUCAAAUGCAAAAUUAUAAAGCUGACAGCAGUAUUAUUUCAAAUCAGAAGCUUCGAAUCAGUGACAUCUCAAAUACGUCUAAGUGUAAUGAGACACAAAACAUACAAACUGAAAAAGAUGAGAUUUCAGAGCAGAGUUUCCAAUUAAGUGAAAUUUUAACUGUGUCAGAGUGCAAUCCGAUACGAAAUUCUAAAUCAAAACCUGGCAGAGCUGUGAUGUUUCAACACAGUGACAUUUCAUGCGUUCCAGGCUGUAAUCAGACCUGGAAUUCUAUACUUCUGAACAGAGAAAAUUUAAAUCACAGGUUAUACCACAAUGAACUUCAGAAUAGAAUCAAUGAAUGUCAGAUACAGAAUUGUGAAAAGAGCAAAGAGGAAUUAAGGCAAAAGACUCAUCACUCUGAUGUUUCAAAUGAUUUAGGACAUUAUCAAACAAAGAAUUCUGAAAUAAAAAAUAGUGGUGACCUAAAUCAAAAGCCUGAGCAUGGCGAAAUCAAUAAUGUAGUUGACCCUGCUGUAAAAGCAUGUUUAAAGACUUUGGACCUAGAUAAUAGCACUAAGACAAAAUCUGAACUUAGCUUAGAGUCUAAAAGUAGUUCAAAACUAUGUGACUCUAAAGAAACUACUGUUGAAAAAUUAGAAUCUAAAACUAGUUUUAAACAUAGUGAACAAAAGAGAUCCAUUAGCAUUGUUGAUCAACCAUUUUCAAGAACCAAACCUGACGCAAUCCCAAAUACUAUUUCAGAUUUAUUAUUUUCGAUAUACAACUCAGAUUCUAAUGAUUCUGACCGAUUGGAACAAAGCAAUUCCUGGCGUGAUUAUAAACUUUCAUUGGAUAUUGAAACAGACGUUGCAGUUAUCCAUUUUUCUAGUAAAAGUCAAAAUGAUUCUCAGAAAUCUGCUCGAUCUGCAAAAGAGGAACUGGACUUAUUAAUUGAUGCUAUAAAUGCAGAUAAUGCUGAAACUACCCCUAGUUGUUCAAAAUUAAAAAGAGAUAUUCCAAGUUCAGUGCAGGGUUCUGAAAACUGUAUUAUAAAAAUUCCUAGUAACUCUGAUCAAACUAAAUACUUAAAAAAGAAAAGUCCCGAGAAUCCACUUACGUCAACUGACACAUUUAAUAAUAAUUUUUAUCCUAAACGACUUCCAAAUACAGAUAAAAGUAAACUGUCUAACACAUUGAAUAAAAAUUUGGCUCCUAAUUUUAAGAUAAGCUCAGAUGACGAUGAAAUUCAGCUACUCGAUGAAAUUAGUGAAAAAGAAUCUCUAAAGUUAUUCUCCGUUUCAAACAAAGCUAAAAGUAAGCCUCCCAAUUCAUUAACUGAAAGUUCUUCUCAAAAAUUUGUUUCAAGUUCUAGUGAUAUCAAACUAAUAAAUGGACUAAAUGAAGCAUUAAAUCAAAAUACUUCUUAUGAGUUUUCUUGUCAUUUGCACAAUGUGAACAAUGAUAAAUCUGAACUAAAUCCCAAAUUUAAUAGUGAAUUGAAUGAAGAAGUGGUCAUUAUUGAUGUGAAAAAUUUUGACUCUGUAAAAACUUCCCCAAAUAAAAAGGAAAAAAUCUCAGAUUUAUUAAAGAAAACUGAAGUUCACAAUUUAAAGUCCUCAUUUAUUGAAAAAAUAGAUUUCCAAACCGUACAGUCUACUAAUUGUAACCAGGUUGUAAAUUCAUUGAAUUUAUCUAGUGGUGAUGAAAUACCUUCAACUCAGAACUUUCAAAAUGUUCCAGAACAAGUACUUUAUAAUUCCAGUUUAAGAUUUUCUUCCGGGACUAAUUCUUGUAAAUUGCAAAGCCCUGAUGUUGUUUGCAAACAACAUCAAGUGGAUGAAUACUAUCUUUCAAGAAAGCAUGACACCAUUUUUGGUCCUAAUUUUAAAAAGAAAAGGCGAUCCUCUAAUUGCACUGAUAAUAGCUCUGAGGUUAUAUGUUUGAAUGACAUUUCAUCAUUCCCAAAAGAAAAUCCAGUUAUUCAAAUCAUUGAUUUAUCUUCUGAUGAAGAUUGUGAUGGAGAGGAAUCAAGAUUGAGGUGUGGGCAGCAUAAGUGGCACACGCACAGACCUGGAAAGUCUCAUAUUGCUGUGAAAUCUCAUUCUAGAAUAGAUUUAGAAACUGAUGGCAGCGAUGUAGAAGUUUUGGAUGAUAGUCCUAGUCUUAUUGCCCCAAAAUUUAAUGUCUGUGAUCUGACAUCAACCAAGUCAUCUAAUGCAUCUUCAUGUGUUUGGAAAAAACGAAAAUCAGAUGAGGGAAGUAAUCUUUUAUCCCCUAAGAAUCCGAAACUUGAUAAUCGAUCAAAUUCUCCUGAUAUUUUUGAAGAAAACAGUGAACCUGGCAGUACUCCAGAAGAGUUUUUACUUCCUACACAAAUGUAUAGGGUUAAAAAUAUAUGGUAAAAGUAAACAUUUCAGCAUAAAUAUUCAUCCUGACUGACCCAAGUGAGGGAUUUAGCUGGUACAUGCAUAGCAGUUCUUAAAAUGAAAAAUUUAUAGAAAUAUUUUUAAAAGCAUAUAUAUAUUCUUGGAAAUUCCAAUAUCCAAAUGAAUUUAAAUUCUGAAAGUAUUUAAAAUAUAAUUAAUUUAACUUCCUUUCUGUAUUUUAAAUAUUAAUUACUUUAUUUUUUCUAAAAAAAGUUAUGUAUCAGUUCUUUAAUGAUUUGACUACACGAAUCUAUUUAUUUUGUAUAUUUUUGCUGAUAAUAGUUUGAAUAAAAAAAAAAACUAUCUGGGACUUUCAGUUCAUUAAAAAAAAUAUAUACUUUCAUUUGAUACAUAUAUUAGUUAAUUUUCUACGUUUUUCUCUCUUUUUCUUUUUAUCCAUUUUGUCUUUAUUGUGCAAUAUGUAUUUAUUCAAAUCUCUUUUAACUUUUUUACUAUGACAUUUUCCCUCCAAUGAUCAAAUGUGCUUGAUGUUUUUAAUCUCAUCUUCCACAAUUCUGGUUCGCACAAGCUUUAAUAAUAUUUUUUUCUUCUCAUUUAUUUACAUCAAUUUUGUGAACUCCAGUAUUGCUAUUUUAUUUUGUUUUUAGUAAAAACUUUAAAAAUAUAUAUGAAGGACUGUGAUUAAAGAAUACUUUGUGUAAGCAGCAUAUGAAAUAUAUCGACAAACAUUAUCUCUUAAACGUGGGCAAUACUAUUUAUUUUAAAGUUAUUAUGCAUGGAGUUUACUUUGUGUUGUAAAAUUAUGUUGAAAGUUAUUUGACCUGUAUAGUGUUUAAAAAUUAUCUAUAUGUAUGUUUUGUGUAUUUUUCAAAUCUUUUAAUUUUUAUGACUUCUGAACUUUUUUACAUCUGACGAAAUAGAAAAAAAACAUUGUUUUUAAUAUGCAUGGAAUUUUUAUUUAUCGUAUGCUGUUUCUAAUUGUAAUAUUUUGAGGCUUGUUAAUUUAUUUUUUAAUUAAUCUUAUUUUACAGGCGACUAUUUUGAAAACCUUUUGACUACUUUAUAUAGUUUUUUUUUAGGACUUAUUAUAUAGUUAGACUAUUGUAAAAAAUAUGGUUUUUAAUAUGCAUGAAAUUUUUAUUUAUUGUAUGCUGUUUUGUAAUUGUAAAAUUUUGAAGCUUGUUAAUUUAUUUUUUUAUUAAUCUAUUUUAUAGAUGACUUUGAAGACCUUCUGACUACUUUACAUAGUUUAUAUUUAGGACUAAUUAUAUAGUUAGACUAAUUAUAUCAUUUUUAUUUAAUUUGCUGAAUUAUGUUGACAAAACAUGUUAAAAAUAAUGAAUUUUUAAUUAUAAAUUUAAGUUUGUUGCUAUGUAAAUGUUUAUUUAUACACCCAUCGUAAAUUUGACUGAUUGAUACAAAUGAUUUGAUUUGGUUCCGCAUAAUUUUACUGUAAUGCAGUACUUGCUUAACAACUUGUGAACACUCAUGUUGAAAGUGUCAAAUUGUGUGAUAUAUUUUACCUGUUAAACAGUUACACCAAUAAUAUAACUGAUCAGACUUAAUAUCCAUAUCAAUGUAUCCAAUAUAUCAUUUAUUUUUUAUUGAUAUAUAUAUCAUUCUGUUCACCAAUAUUCACACAAUUAGCAAUGUUCAUUUUAAAAGAUGGUCAAUAUUUAUAAUUUUAUUAUAUUUCUUUAAUAAAUAACAUUAAAUCGGUUUAGUAAUUAAAACUUAAGAAUAUUUUUUUUUCUUUUGUCUCUGCACAUUUGGGCCAGAAAUACAAAUUUGCUUUGUGACACAUUGGAGCAAGUUUGACAUCAUGUAAAAUAUUUUGCAAGUAGUAUUCCUUUAAAGUUAUAUUUAAAUUUUUAUUUUGGAGAAACUCAUUUCGAUUUUGAUUACAAAAUUUUUUUAGUUAUAUCUUAGCUUGUUUUUUCUUAUUUAUGUUUGCUUUCUUUUUCAUGUGCCAUAUUUUGUAAAAAUUGUUUAUUGUAAUUUCUUUUCUAUAUUAUAUUCUCUUCCUUUUAAAAUUAUAUUACAGCUUAUAAACCUGUUUUAUUUCAUAGCUCAUAGAUUUUAUUUUCAUUGUAACUAAAAAUAAUAUAAGCAUUGUGGGUAGGUAUUAAAUCCCUUUAUUAAAUUUCGAGGUAUGUAGAACACUAAUUAUAACACUCUUAUUGGACACUUUGACUUUGUUAGGAAAUCAUAAUUAUUAGAUAAUCUAUUGUUAUGAAGUAUUUAUUAAUAAAGAGGUAUACUGAAAAGAAAAAUUACUCUAGUCUUCAAUUAUUGGUCUGAUGUGUUUAAUGAAUUACAAGAAAUGAGAUUUUACAUUUGAACGUUUGAUUUUCUGAUGAUUUAUCAUGAAGUGGUUGAUAUUAGAUGUCUAAUUAAACUGCUUUUUUUCAACACUACAUUGUGAAAAAUAAAAGAAUAUGACUUAUAAAAAAAAAAUUCUAACUCAGAAACUAUUUGAUCGAUAUUUUUACUAACUUUGUAUUUUUAUUUUUACUAACUAUUGCAAUUUAAAAAUUUUCUGAUCAAUAUAAAAUGCAAAAAAUGGUAAUUCUAAAACCAUUUUGCAUCGAUCACUGACUUUUACAAAUAUGUUCGAAAAUUGAAACUGGUAUUAAGUAUUAAGGUGCCUAAACUUCUGACUGAUCUCCUAAUUUAACUGGUGGGACCUAAUUUUCCAGACUGUGGGUACCCCCAAGUUCAAUUAGAAUUCAAAUCAGUUGAAAAAAUCAAAAAGUAUUUAACAGAAGAAAAUAUUCAUUUAGUUAAAAAAAAUCACUUCUUUAAUAGGAACUUUUUUUGUGGCAGAGCAUAUAAAAAAUUCACGCGUUUAUGGGUUUAACCAUAUUUGAAAUCUUUUGAAUCAUUAUGAUUGAAGCUUAGUAUGUGAAAAUGCAUUCAUUAGAACAAAAGUUAUUCUGAGUGAUAUCGUUUUCUCCCCUCUCAUUGUGUAUAUUAAGGAUUUGACUUAUGCUUUCUUAAUUCUUAGAAGUAUGACUUGAAAUUGAAUUUUAGAUUAUUUAUAUUUAAUGAAUUUCAUUGAUGGUAUCAAACAAAAUGUCUAAAUAAUUACUCAGUCUGUGAUGUUUAGUAAAAAUUUUCAUUAUUAUUAUUAUCAAAAAUAUUUAUAUUAAAAUGAAAAGCUUGUUUGAAGCUUUUAGAAGGGUUUCAAACGCAUUGCAUAUAGGUUAUAAAUUUUAUGACUUGAAAUACAUCUGUAAAAUUUUAUGACUUGAAAGACAUCUGUAAAAACUCGUAUGCUUUCUUAAUUAUUAGACGUAUGACUUGAAAUUGAAUUUUUGAUUAUUUAUAUUUAAUAAAUUUCAUUGACAGUAUCAAAUAAAAUAUCUGAAUAAUUACUUAGUCUGUGAUGUUUAUGUAAAAAUAUUCAUUAUUAUUAUUGAAAAUAUUUAUAUUCAUACAGGGUGCGUGGCGUUUUUAAAAAGUGCUUAAAGGUACUUAUUUUGGAAUUUCGUUUUUUAAAAGCCCUUAAAGGUGCUUUUUUGAUUGAGUGUUUUUAAAAAGUGCUUAAUUUUUUCUUUACUAUGUUGAUUUUCACUUCGAAUUAUACAAAAAGACUCAGUUCACAUUGUUCUAUUCAACGUUUUCUCAAUUAAUUCAACCCCUAUCUAUUUCAGCGUAUUGUCAGUCCACAGUGUAUGAAAACGCCAUUCGUUUUACAUGAUUUAAAAUUUCAUGAUUUUUGACAAUUGUCAAAAAGAAUGCCAAAGGGUUCUUUGACAUGUCGGUUAAAACAAGACAAAACCGUCAAUUGUCAAAAGCUUUCCAACCCUGCCUAAUUAUAUUUUUUUAAAGUGCUUAAAAAUAUUUUUUGAGUGCUUGAAAAGUGCUUAUUUUUUGUUGAAUAAUUUGGCUACGCACCCUGUCAUAUUAAAAUGAAAUACUUGUUUAAAGCCUUUAGAAAGGUUUCAUAUGCAUUACAUAUAUGUGAUAAAUUUUAUGACUUGAAAUACAUCUGUAAAAACUCACAAAUUUUGUACUAGUUUGGCUUAUUGCAAUAAAGUUUUGUAAUGAAAAAAAAAA
Molecule: messenger RNA, 8735 nt
Organism: Parasteatoda tepidariorum (common house spider)
Lineage: Eukaryota; Metazoa; Arthropoda; Arachnida; Araneae; Theridiidae
Biological process (GO): telomere maintenance; interstrand cross-link repair; double-strand break repair via nonhomologous end joining
Molecular function (GO): damaged DNA binding; 5'-3' DNA exonuclease activity
Source: RefSeq, a predicted model, not a curated record